AUGCCUCCCAAACAGAAGAAAGCAUCCCGCGAGAAAAAGCAAAACCAAAAGGAUCUCCAAAAGCAAACCUCUUCCGACGACUCUUCUCUAACAUCCCCCGUCAUUGCAACCACCAAUUACCGUGAAAUUCACCAACUCGAGGUCGAAGCCCUGCGCUCGAUCUACGGAGACGAUUACGAAGAUGUCGAGACGCGACGUUCCGCAUGGCAGCAAUCCUCCGACUUGACCUUUAAACUCAACCUACGUGCUUCUUCAAAUCCGGACGUUCGCCUCGUACUCCUUGUCGAAUUGCCCGCCACUUAUCCAAAGACCGUACCGAACCUUUCUUUAGAAAACCUCACCGACUUUCGCGAUGGUGCCCAAUCGCGAAUCCAGGAAAUCAUUCGCAGCAAACCAAAAACCCUUCUCGGCAGUGAGAUGAUAUACGAGCUGGCAGUCUCAAUACAAGACGUUUUGGAAGAUGUUGCCCAAGCACGUGAGCAGGACAAGGAUCUCCCCAGCCUGGAGGAGGAGCGCAUUGAACAGAAAGCCGCCGCCGUUCAGCGGGCCGAAUUGGAAAAGCAAGAGGAAUUGCGCAAACAAGAAGCUGCCUCUGCUGAGGAAGAGCGUGCUUUGCAGGAGAUGCUUCAAGAUAAAAUGCGACAACGGAAUAAGGCUCGGAUUAUGCGACGGAAGAGCCGAACUAGCGGCAUGGAUUCCAGCGAUGUUGGCGAUCUCGUGGAGUCUACCCCCGGCGCAAUCUCCUUUGACCCACCAUUGGCUGUUAAUGACACCGAUGAGCAGCUAUUGGUGUUCCGUGCCGUGCAUGGGAAGACAUUGGUACAAGAUGGCCAGGACAAGAAGACAUUUACCGUGCGACCUCUAGUCUCUGAAGGUCGAUGCCACGUCCCGCUCCUUGUACUGAAAGAGAUUUUCUUGGAGGAGAAAGCCUCGAACACCCUUGCAUUUCGAGAACAGAUGCGAACUAGUGAGGACAAGUUGGAGGCCUUGAAACGACUUCGACACCCUAACCUGAUCGAGUUUGUUGGUUUCAAGAUAAUUCGCCCCAUCACCCAGUUCAAUUCGUCAGACAACUCUUGGACGGUCUUUACUCUCUUGGAAUUUGCAAAUAAAGGCUCGCUCUUAGAGCUACUUGACAUUGUAGGCACCGUUGCUGCCGAAACUCUUCGAGGUUGGAUGAUUCAGCUUUUAGAGGCCCUGGAGUUUUACCACCGCAGUGGAUUUGUCCAUGGAAAUAUUCACUGUGGCCGUGUCAUGCUUUGCAGGACAGCCUCUGGAGGCACAAUUGUCAAACUGCAGUCCAGCGUGGAAGAGGCUCUACCAGACUCUCCCGGUGGACGACGUUCAUUGACCACGUCUAAGUCACCGCUCUGGCUGCCUCCAGAGUUGACCGAAGACACGCCACCGACCAUGAAGACUGAUGUCUGGGACCUUGGAAUUGUCCUUCUGCAGAUGGCCUUUGGCAAAGAUGUACUUUUGAGAUACACAUCGGCUAACCAACUGAUGAUAUCGUUGGGGCUGUCCCCACCGUUACAAGAUCUUUUGCGAGAGUUUUUCCGGCCGGACCCUAGGAAACGUCCAACGGCCUUUCAGCUUCAACCGUCGGAGUUUUUCCGAGUAGAUGCACCUUUGACUAUGCGGGACAGGUCUUCCAAUUCGGUUUCUCUGCAGAGGCGACCACGCUUAGACUCCUUUGGAGCCAUCCCUGUCUUCUCGCGUUAUCACCAAGACUUCGAUGAAGCUGGUCAUCUGGGACGAGGUGGAUUUGGUCAAGUUGUGAAGGCUCGAAAUAAACUUGAUGGCCGUUUCUACGCCGUGAAAAAGAUUUCGCAGACCUCGGCCAUGUCGUUGAAAGAUACACUUUCUGAAAUCAUGCUGCUAUCGCGUCUGAACCAUCCCUAUGUUGUCAGAUAUUACACUGCUUGGCUGGAGGAAGAUUUCAACCAUGUUGAGGAGGCUAUCUCCUCUACUGAAGGCGACCCAUAUGCUAGCCAGGAUCAUGGAGGAUUCAGUACCGGUGGUCUCGACUUUAUCAGCUCUAGUGGAUAUCCGAAGAUUGAGUUUGCAGCAUCGGACAGUGAUGAUGAUAAUGAGGGGACUCUAUCCGAUCGUGGAACAGGAGAGUAUAAUCGUACCUUCGAUGAAACGGGAAGUGCAGAAGACGCCGAGCCCAGUGGAACACGGUCCGGUUCCAACGGAAGACCUGUUUUGACUACUCUGUACAUUCAAAUGGAGUACUGUGAGAAACAUACACUGCGUGAUUUGAUCAGGAACGGCUUAUACGACGAUAUUGAUCGCUCUUGGCGCCUCUUCCGGCAGAUCUUGGACGGUCUGAGCCAUAUACAUAGCCAUGGAAUUAUCCAUCGCGAUCUCAAACCCGAUAACAUAUUCAUUGAUGUUGCCAAUAACCCCCGAAUUGGUGAUUUUGGUCUCGCUACAAGCGGCCAAUUUAUGACGGCGGUACGUUCGUCUGCGGCGGCAGAUUUCGAAGGAAAUUUUACGCGCAGCCUGGGCACAACAUACUAUGUUGCCCCAGAGAUGAAGUCCGGGUUCUCGGGACACUAUAAUGAGAAGGUUGAUAUGUUCUCGCUAGGUGUAUGGAGCGUGAUCAAACGCUGCGGGAGAUCCGAGAAACGAACCAUGUACUCCCGGUUACUUUCCAACAAUCGGAGAAGUGAGCGACCGACUGCGUCGGAGCUUCUGUCGAGUGGUAAGAUCCCCCUUCAAGUUGAAGAGGAGACCUUUAGAAGGGCCAUCUUCGAGGACAUUGCGUGGGAUAUGGACUCCCAUGGAGUGCCAGCCGCAAAUGAGCUUCUUGUGCAGGGGCUUGUCAAGAAGAAACUCACCUCUAUUUUCCGACGACACGGGCAGUGGAAUCAACGAGACAAAUGUUGUUUCCGCGUGCGUCUGCUGGAUUCGUCAGGAAAUCUUCUUCAACUGCCCUUCGACCUCACGGUACCAAAUGCACGAGCGAUUCCUCGCCAAGAUCCAUCUCUGGAGAAGACGUUUGCUUUUGGCACCGUUUACAGAGAAUCAACCCACGGCAGUGAGCCUCGCACGCACCGGGAAGUUGAUUUUGAUAUCGUGUCGUACAACACCUUAGAUCUAGCGCUCAAGGAGGCUGAAGUGAUCAAGGUCCUUGACGAGAUCAUUGAAGAAUUUCCGCCACUUCGGUCAGCGAAUAUGUGCUUCCUAGUCAAUCAUUCGGAUCUUCUUCAACUUAUCAUGGAGUUCUGUCGCAUGACGCCAUCUCAGAUUCCCCUCGCGAAGGAAGUCAUCAGCAAGUUGAAUGUCGGCAAAUGGACCAUGCAAAAGAUUCGAAGUGAGCUUCGGUCUCCAGCAAUCGGCGUUGCGUCGACCUCGUUAGAUGAUCUUGCUCGGUUUGAUUUCAGGGGCACUCCCAAAGAAACCUUGCGUAAGAUGCAAGUUAUCAUGGAAGGAACGGAAUUUGCCGAGCGACUUCCCCCUAUCUUCGCCCGGCUGAAUGUACUCAUGACAUACCUGCAAUGCUUUGGCGUACAGCGCAGAGUCUUUGUCAACCCGUUGAGCAGUUUGCACGACAAGUUUUACCGGGGGAGUAUUCUAUUCCAAUGCGUUUUCGACACCAAACGCCGUGAUGUAUUCGCUGCAGGUGGCCGCUAUGACCGAUUAAUUCAAGAUUUUGCACCUAAAUCUCUGUCAAAUCGUCCACAAUCUCACGCAGUGGGAUUCAAUCUCAGUUCUGAUAAGUUGGGCUCGUCUAUGAGGAGUAUCUCAAGUCAAAGGCCCCUCCAAAAGAUGCCGAAUCUGGCGCUGAACUGUAUUGGACAACUCGCAGGCUUUGACCCCACAGUCCUCCGGACGACAGCCGUAAAACUCAUCGAAGACCUCUGGGGAAAUGGUAUCAGCGCAGAACUUGCAGUCGAUUCCUCUUCCAUCGAAGAGUUGAUUGCUAAGUACAAAGACAACAACCACCGCUGGAUCGUGAUCGCGAAACAAGAUAGCAAAGAGCGUGGCUUCAAAGUGCGAAACCUCGUCCGCAAAGAAGAGUUUGACAUUCGCAACACCGAGCUUGUACCCUGGCUUCGAUCUGAGGUACAAGCACGACAUCAACGCGAAGGGAAUGCGGAUGCCCGCCAGGCUCGCCUACCAGGACAGCAGGAUCCAUUCCUGACCAACGAAAGAGAGAGGGCCAAUGAUGUGCGCAUUCUUGUCCCACAACAUCGAAGCAAAAAGACCAAUCGUCGAAAUAUUGUCGAGUCCGCUCUCUUCAGCGCACGCGAGAUCGCCGAAAACUCAGCGAACGCCCCAGUCGUUGCACUUGACACGCGCGACGAUGUCCUCGACUCCAUUCGCGACACUCGCCUUUCUGACCCUGACAGCUGGCGCACCGUCAUCCAAAACGCACCCCUGACAGAGCGGAAAUAUCUCGGUCAGGUGUACGAUUUGCUCGCCGAUUUGGCUUCUGAAAUUCGCGCGAGUGGUGGAGCGGACGGCUACACAAAUGCUUUCAUCUACAACUACCGCACCGGUUCGUGCGUGUACUAUGACCUCGGCCCUACUAGCGACAGGUAA
Penicillium cosmopolitanum is the source of this 4554-nucleotide messenger RNA. RefSeq names its product putative protein kinase (Gcn2) (gene cpcC). The transcript is spliced from 10 exons. The record is from RefSeq and is a predicted model, not a curated record. NCBI's taxonomy places the organism in Eukaryota, Fungi, Ascomycota, Eurotiomycetes, Eurotiales, Aspergillaceae. Gene Ontology annotation, molecular function: protein binding; eukaryotic translation initiation factor 2alpha kinase activity; ATP binding. Gene Ontology annotation, biological process: DNA damage checkpoint signaling; regulation of translational initiation by eIF2 alpha phosphorylation. Bases 1 to 4554 code for a protein of 1517 amino acids.